Molecule: messenger RNA, 3240 nt
Organism: Musca domestica (house fly)
Lineage: Eukaryota; Metazoa; Arthropoda; Insecta; Diptera; Muscidae
Exons: 1
Coding region: 1-3240 (1079 amino acids)
Source: RefSeq, a predicted model, not a curated record
AUGUCAGCAGAAAGACAUAAUCUCUAUAAAAUCCAGCAAACAAUCCUUAAGGAAAUAGUUGAUAUUUCGGAAAAGGUAAAAACUGGAACAACAAGAAAAGCCGCUUUAGACGCGUCAUUAAAUUCAUUGGAGAACAAAAUGGGCGAAGCAAGGUUGUACCACUCAAAAUUGAGUGAAAUGAAGCCCAAAAACGACGCAUAUUUUAAAGAUAAUAUCUGGGAGAGAAUCCAGAACUAUUAUGAGGAAAGCAGGGAGCUGAUACAAAAAAGGAAAAAUGAGUUCCAAAAACAGGAGCUACAAGAAUUGGAGGUUGAGCUUCACAAAGCAGAGGAUUCAACAGCGUCAGGAGACAUUCAAAUAGAAAAUCCUGGAGCAGUGAAUACACCCGAAUGCAACAAUACAGCAAUAAUGCAGCAACAGUUUCGGGAGUUACAGGAGAUGUUGCUGCAGAAGCAGCAGGAGCAAAUAACAUCAAUUUGCGAAGAAUUUCAGCAGAUGUUCCUGAAACAACAAUCCAACCAAAAUAAAGAUACGGAACAAGUGGAGAGGCAAGCCGUAGCAUGCAGACAGACUGAGAAGAAGAACGCAGUGCUAUCGCAGUUCAGAAGAAAGAUCUUGAAACUUUCUAAUGCUGUUGAAGAAGAUAUUUCGGGCAUGAGCAAAUACGCUUUGGAAAAUAAAAAGCUUUCUUGGGAAAAGCAGUUCGAAGAUAUUAAACAGUUGCAUUUGGAACUAACCACCGAACAUGGAAUGGAAGAAGUAGACGACGAAUUAGAAGAGGUGGAAGAAAAAAUGAAUGCGAAAGUAUGCAAUGUAAUCGAAAAGAUAAGUGGCCUGAAAGAAGCCGCUCAGACAGUGGAAUUAAAAAGGAUUCAGAUUCCAUUCUUCGAUGGAAAUGUGGAGGAGUGGAGUUCUUUCCACGACUUAUUCAAAAAAAUGGUCGACGGUAAUGCUCAACUAUCGGAGGUACAAAAGCUAUACUACCUCAAAACUAACCUAAGAGGAGAGGCGUUUCGUUUGGUGCAGCAUUUACAAGUUACGGACGCAAAUUAUAAGGCAGCGUGGGAAUUAUUAGAGAAACGCUAUAAUAAUAAAAGAAUAUUAUUCACUAAACUGGUGGACAAAGUCUUGGAUCAUCCCAAUAUAAAUAGUCAAUCAGCAACAAGCCUUCGAAAGUUAUUGGACAGCGUGAAUGAAAGUAUUCAUGCAUUAAAAGCUAUGGAGAUACCGCUAGAUCAUGCAGACCCGAUUCUAGCAAGAAUUAUAAUAAGAAAGUUGGAUAAGGAUGGGCUCAUUCAAUAUGAGCAAAAUGUAAAAAAAUCAAAAGAAAUACAAAGGCUGGCGGAUGUGUUGGACUUUCUAGAACAGCAAUAUCAAGCAUUGGAGGCUUCGGCGGGCAGGAAGCAGUUCGUUCCAGUUCCAUACAAACAACUGGAUAGACUUGGAGUGACGGAGAAAAGACCAUGUCGGUUUUGCAUGUUCAUGGGUCAUGAUAUUGUGACUUGUAGAAAAUUUGCGGCACAAACAGCAAACGAAAGGUACAGUUGGGUGAAGGCAGCCAAGUUGUGCUUUAAAUGUCUAAAGCACGGAAAAGAAAACAAAUGCUUCAGCGAUAGUAAAUGCCAGAAAUGUGGAUUGUUUCAUAAUACCCUAAUCCAUCUGGAGGGAACGAGCAACACCAAGGCAAUGACAACCAAUACAGCUGCAAAUGUUCUCCUGGCUACCGCCCAAGUUCGUGUCAAGUCCGUGCAUGGAGAAUACAUCACUCUAAGAGCCUUGAUAGAUCAAGGAUCGCAAGUAACAUCUGUAUCCGAAGACGCAGCACAACUACUACAGCUGCCCAAAUUGAAGACAGACGUAAGACUAAGAGGUCUAGGUGAAACCAUGGUAGGCGUUGCAAAAUCGAAAGUAUUUUUGGUGAUAAGGCCAAGAUUUUUCAGCGAUACCAAAAUCGAAGCAGAGGCACUAGUUCUACCGAAGUUAGCAUCAGCACAUCCGGAUAACAAUUUCAAAUACAACAUUGAAAGAUGGGGAAACAUAAGUUUAGCGGAUCCCAACUUUAAUAAGUCUGAAAGGGUCGAUCUGGUAAUUGGGGCGGACCUUUUCCCACAAAUAUUGGAAGAUGGAGUUCGUCACGAUGAGCCGAUUGUGGCACAGAACACAAAGUUAGGAUGGAUUCUAUCGGGAACAAUACAAAUGAAGCCAGCAACGAACAACAUAAGGUCUGCAGCUACAACAACAAUUGAGCGUUUUUGGGAGAUCGAGGAGAUAGAAGGCGAAGAGACGAUCGCGGAAGAUGAUUUUUGCCUAAAACUUUAUGAGGAAACAACACGAUUAGAUCUUUCGGGAAGAUUUGUAGUACGGCUACCAUUAGUGGAAGACAAAAUUUUGGGAGAAUCGUACAAAAGAGCAAUGGCAAGAUUUUUAAGUCUAGAGAAAAGACUGGAAAGUUGUACAGAAUUGGGAACAGAAUAUAGAAAAACCAUAAAGGAGCUAAUAUCAAUGAAACACAUGGGGAAAGCAGAUCAAAUGAAACAAGGAAAAUAUUACAUGCCGCAUCAAGCAGUAGUACGCGGAAACAGUCUAACUACAAAAGUGAGGGUGGUGUUUGAUGCAUCAUCAAAAACAUCAAACGGGAGAUCGCUGAAUGACAUUCUUCAUACGGGUCCAAAAUUACAAAGAGAUAUAUUCGACAUCAUCACUAAAUGGAGGACAUGGAGAUUCGUUGUUUCAGCCGAUGUGGAAAAAAUGUUUAGGCAAAUAAACAUUGAUGAGGAAGACCAGGAAUAUCAAUAUGUACUUUGGAGAAACAGCAAGACCGAGCCUGUACAACAAUAUAAAUUAACAACAGUUACAUAUGGCACCGCAUCAGCUCCGUUCUUGGCUGUGAAAUCCUUGAUUGAAAUUGGAAAUAGAUGCAAAAAUCAAAAGAUAGCUGGAAAAAUUAAAGAGGAUUUCUAUAUGGACGAUCUGCUAACAGGAGCCAAUUCCAAGGAAGAAUGUCGGGAAGUUCAAAAGCAAAUAACGCAGGAACUAGAGACUUACGGGUUCCACUUAAGGAAAUGGAUCGCAAAUGACUCUGAAGUUUUGGAUGCUGUGAACAGAAGAGAGGAAAACGAAGUGUUACAUAUACAAGAAGAUGAGUGCCUGAAAACAUUAGGGUUGCAGUGGAACCCAACCAUGGAUUGUUUCACCUUCAAUAUGCAAAUAGGUGAGGAAGAAAAAUUACGAAGCGAUUAG